AUGCCUGUGCAAGCACCGCAAGAAGCGGUGGUGGCUAGGCAAGUCUUCCGUUUUCUACAUCGCGCGGGUGGCUCUGCCGAUGCGCACUACAUCACGGGCAAGUAUGGAUGCAAGAAGCAGUGGUUGGUCGAGUUCGAGGGCGGCAAUGUCUUCGAGGCGGAUGGCGACAAGCUGAAGCUCAAGGGCGGUGCCUUUGCUGUGGCCGCAGCUGCGGCAGCCGCUGGCAGAGUCAGCCGAAAGGCAGGACGCAGGAGCUCACCGGCACACCUGCUCACCAAAGCAGGCUUUGCCACAAAGGAGGAGCCGGCGAGGCGCCUCCAGCAGCGAAUCGAGGGUCUCCUCAUGAGCGCCGGGGAUGGGGUGCUUCCAUUCGAGGCGGUGCUGCGCGCCCUGGCCUUGAAGCCCUCGCACGCCUUGAACCGCUGGCUUCCAAAAGCGGGCUUCCGGAUGACACCCAAUGGGGACCUCUGGGUCGACAGCUACCGGCUUUUCCACUUCCGGCUCUACCGGGCGCUCCGUGCAGCCAGCUUCAUCAUGGAGCCCACUUCCCCCGGCUUUCGGUGUUGGGUGUAG
Symbiodinium sp. CCMP2592 is the source of this 573-nucleotide messenger RNA. The record is from the annotation of a GenBank genome assembly. Lineage: Eukaryota; Dinophyceae; Suessiales; Symbiodiniaceae.